AUCGUUAUUCUUUUCUUAUUACCUCUUAAUUUAAUUACUUUUCAAAGUUUAUUUAUUAAAUAAGUACUUGCAGAGGUAAUAAACAAUUUAUUUUGUCAGAUAAAGAAAUUUGUCACAAAUUAAUAUAACAAUAGGGCAAGAAGCUUUGAAUGUAGCGUCACAAUGUCGAGCACGUCCCAAAAGCAUAGGAACUUUGUUGCGGAACCGAUGGGCGAAAAACCUGUUACUGAUUUAGCUGGUAUUGGUGAAGUUUUAGGAAAAAGAUUAGAAACAGCUGGUUUUGAUAAGGCUUAUGUUGUUCUUGGCCAAUUUUUGAUUCUAAAGAAAGAUAAAGAGUUAUUUCAAGAAUGGAUGAAGGAGACUUGCAGUGCUAACUCGAAACAGUCUGCUGAUUGUUAUCAAUGUUUGAAGGAUUGGUGUGAUGAAUUUUUAUAAAUCAUAUAUUACUUAUAAUGAAAGUUAUUUUAUAUUUUUAAAAACUGUAAAUAAUAUGAGAACUUAACACCAUUUUUCAAGUAGUUUGAUUAGAAUAAGAAAUGUAUUUUGAGAAUAAUACAAUGUAUAUACAUCACAAUCUUGGAUGUGCUAGUAAUUAUUUUAUAUAUAUCUAAUAAAUAAAAAUUAAGCAUUAAGUGCAAGCAUAUAUGCUUAUAUUAACUUAUAUAAAACAUUUUUAAAACUUAGAUUAUAUAGUAUGUAGAUUGGUAAUCUAAAAGAGAAAAACAUAAUAACAUGUUAGAGUGAGGUAGACAAGUAGGCCAUUCACCUAUACAAUAUAAGCUCAAAACUAAGCAGUAGUAUGAACAAGUUCUAGGCCUAUGUUCAUCAGUAAACAGCUGAUAUGAUGAUGAACAAGUUCUACUUAUUUUUAUGUUUUGAAUGGGAAUUAGGUUUAAGUGAAUGUAUUUGAUUAAAUUUAAGUAUGCUGUACCUGGAUAUAACAUUAUAAGAAAAAGUUAUUAAAUUGCACAUUUUUCACAUUACAUUUUUUUUUUAAAUGUGAGAUAGAAAAAUUGGAUAUAUUUAGUACAAGAAUUAAUUUUAUUUGCACAAAAAUAAUUCAAUUUAACUGAAAUAAAUUUCUGAAUGUCCAUGAAUUGAAAUUAAACUGACCUCUAGCCACAAUUUCAUGCAUGUUGCCUGGAUAUAUUCACUAUCCUGAAUAAAAAAUAGCUUAUAUCCUUCUUCAUCCAUACUAAAUGUAUAUCAAAUUUCAUACUGAUUGAUAAACCAUUAAGGUGCCAAGAAGUAACAAACAAUCUCACUUUUACAUACUUUUAUAACUUUAAUUCCAUAUAAAUUCAGAACUUUUCACAUUUACAUUAUAGCACACUAAUGUAAUUAUUUCUUUUUUCGAUUUCCAGUCUGUUAUUAUAACAGUUAGUAGUAAAUUACAAGUACUAUGUCUAUAUGAUGUAGACAGACCAUUGGGUGUAAAAACAAAUCAAAAUUUAGAAAACAUGAUAAUGUGUGCCAUUUUUUUUUCAAUGUUGCAAGAAAUUUGAUUAAAUAUUUCCCAGAUAUUUGAUAUUUUUAAUUGGAAUUUAGAACUAUUUUUUCUGAUAUAAUAUACAUACAUAUCUGUCACUCAUGUUUCCCAUUGAGGUAGGUAAAAAACAAUGGAGUGUCAAUGUAUCGAAUCAGACUUUCACAUUCACCAAUCAUGUCAUUUAUACAUGCUUGCUGGUCAUGGGUACUUUUAAAUUGGCUUUUCUGUAGCACAUCACCUAUUUGGUCCAUUUAGGGCAGCCCUUACUGAUAUCUCCAUUCAUUCCUGCUCGAUAAAUCUCUUUUGUACGUCAUCAUUCCUCCAUCCUCUUCAAAUGUUCAAACCAAAGCAACAUUCACUUUUCGAUCUUUGUCACUACAUUAUCUUUCAGUGCACACUUUUCUCUAAUCAUACUAUUUCUCACUAUAUUUUUUAAUGUAAUUCCAUACAUACUUUUCAGAGCUCUUGUUUCGACAGCAUUUAUCCUACUUUCACAAAUUAAAAUACUAUGUUUUUUAAAAUGGCCAUUUAAAUUAUUUUGCUAAUGGAAAAUAUUUUAAGUACAAGUACAGUGAAGAUAAAGUAUUUUACUUUUCAACUUAAGCUUACUAUAUAAAUUUCUUCUACUAUAUAAAUCUGUAUAAUCUAAGUUUUAUAUAUAAUUUGAAGAUUAAGUUUUUAUAUAUAUUUUUAAUAAGGUACAGAACUCUAUGGAACUUAUUUAAAUUCCAUUUAUCAAUAAUAUCAAUUUAUAUUACACUAGCGGCCCGUCCCGGCGUCGCACGGGUGGACAUUUUUACAUUUUAAAAAGUGGCCAUUAAGGCUGUACACACGACGGAAACUUAAAAAUGGAGUAACUACUCCCGUUUUCCCAACAUUUCCCUCCACUACUCUGCUCCUAUUGAUCAUAGCGUGAUGAAAUGGUGAUUGGUGUUGUGGGUGAUCAUGGGCGGCGGUAGUCACUUACCAUCAGGUGAGCCGCAUGCUCGUUUGCCCCGUGUUGUAAAAAAAAAAAAAGAAAAGUAUAUUAUAACCUGCCCAGGAGUAUGAAGAAUAAUUGUACCAAGUUUCGUGAAAAUCCGUCAAGUAGUUUUUGUUUCUAUAACGAACAUACAGACAAACAGACAAAAAUUUACUGAUUGCAUUUUUGGCAUCAGUAUCGAUCACUAAUCACCCCCUGAUAGUUAUUUUGAAAAUAUAUUUCAUGUACAGAAUUGACCUCUCUACAGAUUUGGUAUAAGUAUAGAUUAUUGAUAUUCUCUAGACUUUAAAUGAGUCAGGAAAAAAAGUAUGAUCGGUGACAAUAUUCUAUUGGUAUUCUGCUAGUUUUUAAUAAUAUGGCCAUACACAUAGAAAAAAUUGCUUUCCAAAAAACAUAAUUCAAUCUUUGUGUUACUGGUUGUGAUGUGUAUUAUAUAAUCUAAUAUUUCGUGUUUAAAAUAUUUGUGUCAAAUACGGGGAUUGAUUCUGUGGCACCAUACUCUAAACCUAUCUUUAAAAUUUCAAUUUGACAUCACAGGGAAUUUGUUCAGGACCUAUAUGAACUGAAUUAGUAGUAAUUUUAACUUAAUUCUAUUAAAAGUUUAAGUUUUUAUAUUGGUUCUUAACCAUUUCAAUUUUGGUAUAAAAUUGGAAUUUAAAUUUUAAAAAUAGAUUUGAGAAUGGUGUAACAGAAUGGACUUCAAGGAUUUGUUUUAAUAUUUACAAUUUUAAUGAAAGGUGAACUACAAUAAAAAUAACUAAAUAAUGAUAUACUGUUCGUAAAAAUAUGUAUUUACAGUGCUUAUUAAUAUAAUUAUUUUUAUACAUAUAUAGAACUAAGUCAUCUUUAGGGUAUUUUAUUACCUUUCAUUCACAGAACUAAAAUGGGAAAAUAGUACCUAAGUAAAUAAUAGAAAUUAUAUAAUGUAAUGUCUGUUUGUGACCAGAAGACAACAAUAGAUUUUAAUGUGAAAUUAAUAAUACAAUUUUAUUCAUUA
Galleria mellonella (greater wax moth) is the source of this 3468-nucleotide messenger RNA. It is a transcript of the gene baf, whose product is annotated as barrier-to-autointegration factor. Lineage: Eukaryota; Metazoa; Arthropoda; Insecta; Lepidoptera; Pyralidae. Gene Ontology annotation, molecular function: DNA binding. The record is from RefSeq and is a predicted model, not a curated record. The transcript has 3 exons. The coding region runs from base 163 to 435 and encodes 90 amino acids.